AUGCCUAAAGAAAACGACGAUAUCCGGGACAAGGAGUUCGAUGCCGUCCACGCAUACUUCAUCGGCCCCAAGGGCUCCAACCUUCCAGACUUCCGAGCCAAUAUCAACACCAUUCUCGAUGAACUCCUCGCCGCUCGUCAAGCCUACCACCCAGAAGACCAAGCCUUCAUCUCCAAAGAAUACCGCCGUUCCCCCGUCUUCCUCAAAGCCAGAUCCGACCUCCGUCUCGCCACCGAAAAGGUCGCACAGCUUCUUGGCGAACAUUCAGCUCCCUUCUGGUCCCCCCGCUAUGAAGCGCACAUGUGCACUGACCUUACCAUGUCGUCGCUCCUCGGGUAUUUCAUGACCAUGCUGUAUAACCCCAAUAAUGUCGCGCUAGAGGCUAGUCCGAUGACGACGCUUGUUGAGCUUCGGGUUGGGCAACAGUUGUCGCGAAACCUCAAGUUUUACCCGCUCAGUCUCUGUCUUGCAUUGCGACGUGGAAAGCUUCAGUUCAUCGGUGACAGGUUCUACGCCACUCGGUGUUUCCACGCAACCAAGAAGACACUCUUCAAGGAUCUCAAAGGAUGGGAUCUGCUGAACCUCAGCUCCGAGGUCAUUCUUGAUCUCCCCAAUGAGCUGAACAAGCAAUUCGGUAUCACCAGCAAGUUCCUUGAGAGCGCUCUCAAUGAGUUCAACAUCCAGACCAUUGGGCGCGAGGUACUUGAGAAGGAAUUCAAGGUCAAGAACCCGAUCAAGUAUUUUGUUAGCAAGACGCGUCACUAUUCUUGGCCCAAGGGAGUCGCAAUCGCCGGCCUGGGCUCAGGCAACGUGAUCGGCGUCGAUGUCAACAACGCUGCCCAGAUUGACAUCAAGGUCCUUGAAAAACAUCUCCAAGACUGCGUCGAGACCGAAACAGCCGUCUUUGCAGUCGUAGCCAUCAUCGGAUCUACCGAAGAGGGUGCAGUCGACAGACUCACCGAGAUCAUCCGCCUUCGUGAUAAGUUCCAAGAGGAGCAUGGUCUCUCAUUCCUCGUCCAUGCCGAUGCAGCUUGGGGAGGCUACUUUGCAACCAUGAUCAACCCUGACCGGCGAUACAGCGUUGAGGAUCAGGCUUCCACUAAGCCUGAGCCUGAGUGGUACCUCGAUCCCAAGACUGUUGAGGACAUCAAGGCCAUGGCUGAGGCGGACUCGAUUACUGUCGAUCCGCAUAAGGCUGGGUAUAUCCCGUACCCGGCUGGAAGCUUGGUCUACAAAGACGGACGGAUGAGGCAUCUGGUUACAUGGUCCGGCCCGUAUCUUUCACAAGGCUCUGCUGAGAACAUCGGCGUCUAUGGCGUUGAGGGCAGUAAGCCCGGUGCUUCAGCGAUGUCAGCUUGGUUCUCCAACUCAACCAUCGGCCUCAAUCAUAAUGGCUAUGGCAAGUUACUCGGUGAAGCAACCUUUACCAGCGCCAGACUCUCGGCUCACUACGCAACCAUGAUCAACGACGACUUCAUCUGCGUUCCGUUCAACAUGCUCGCGGCCGAGAACAACGGCAGUCGAGGAUUCCUCUCCAAACCCGUCGAAAAGCAACGCGACAAGAUCCGCGAUCUCAUCAUCGGAAAGAAGGACCACGAGAUCUUCGCCUCCAAGGAUGCCAUGAAGAUCAUCCGCGAUCUCGGCUCGGACACCAACAUCAACUGCUUCGCACUCAAUUGGAAGGACAAAGACGGCAAUCUGAACACCGAUCUUGAAGAAGCAAACUAUCUCAUGAAGCGAGUCGUCGAUAGACUUUCCAUCACUUCCGCCAACACUGAUCCUACCGAAAUCCCAAUCUUCCUCACAUCAACCCAGUUUCUCCACGAGGACUAUGGUUCUUGCGCUCAUAAGUUCAUGGAGAGAAUGGGCGUCGGGAAGUCAAACCAGAGCCUUUUUGUUAUUCGAAACGUGGUCAUGAGUCCAUUCCCUACUCAUCAGAACUUCAUUGACAAGUUGAUGCGAGAGUUUGAGGAAGUCAUCCGCGAUGAGGUUGGCAAAGUUCGGAAGAGAAAUGAUCCUGGUCAGAAGAAGGUUCAGUUUCUUGUGCAGGGAACACCUGGCUCUUCUGAGGUCUUCUUGUCGUUCCAGGCCUCGUUUCAUAGUGCAACGAAACGGCAGCAGAUUAUCCUGUCUGGAACUCUUGAUAGUACUUUGCGGGACUUUCAUAAGGAGCUUACUGGUGGCAACCAGGAUAGUAUUGUUAUGCUUGAGUCAACUGAGAAGGUCUUCAUUGAGGAUGUCGUCGAGGUACUCGGUGACUUGGAUGUUAUCAUGUACGAGAAGGGAACCAAGAAAUACCACCAGAGAGACGGAAUCAUCACUCUCAACUCAGUAGUCAAGAGUCGCCCUCUGAACUCCAUCCACCGCGAAAUCGACUACCCCACUGACUUCAUGCCCUUUUACCUCUACGGCAACGAGAAAGAAAUCCACUGCUCACACAUGCUCGUCAAGUCCCCCAACAUCUCCCUCGCAGCCAACCACGUCACUUUCAAACCCAGCCUCACCGCCGAGAUUAACCACCGCCAAUCUGUCGCCGAGCUUCUUGCGGAGGGUAUGAUCCUCGGUCUCUCCGAAAUCCCCGAAGAUUCCAUGCAACCUUUCCCUGAGAGGAACCAAGAUCUACCUGAGGAGUUCUUCUUCCGUCAGGGUCAAAAGUUCAAGGUCAAGAUUUGGAAGGAUCCGAAGGAUGCUGCUGCUCGUGGACCAGGUUUGCUUAAGGACCUUGGAAGGCAUUUGUAUGAGGGUGUGAUGACGCUGGGAGAGAAUGUGUUUGUGGAUGCUGAGGGGCCGAAUGAGGAUAAGUUGAAAGACAGAAAAGUUGAGUCUGAUUCGUGGCAGAGAAAGUUGGAUGAGGUUGGGAGAUUGUUGGAUGGUACUCAUGUCAACUGUCAAUAG
Molecule: messenger RNA, 2895 nt
Organism: Fusarium musae
Lineage: Eukaryota; Fungi; Ascomycota; Sordariomycetes; Hypocreales; Nectriaceae
Exons: 7
Coding region: 1-2895 (964 amino acids)
Biological process (GO): carboxylic acid metabolic process
Molecular function (GO): pyridoxal phosphate binding; carbon-carbon lyase activity
Source: RefSeq, a predicted model, not a curated record